Messenger RNA from Coregonus sp. 'balchen', 1594 nucleotides. Lineage: Eukaryota; Metazoa; Chordata; Actinopteri; Salmoniformes; Salmonidae. The record is from the annotation of a GenBank genome assembly.
AUGGUGAAGCCACAACCUCAGAGCCCUACACCCCCAGACACCCAGGGUCCAUUGACACAAGCUAUGCUCCUGCAACCACUGAGCCCUGCACCCCCAGGCGCCAAGGGUCCAUUCUCGGUUGGUAAACAGUUCAAUAUCAAUUGAUUGUCAUAUUCACGUGUUUAGCCCUAAUCACAUGAUUUAUCUGUGGGCAAUCUCAUCCACAGAGGGCUUUGUCAUGGCAGUGUUAUGUUCCUAAACAUUAUUCAAGGAGACAUUGUGGAUCUAGCAAUGUAUAAAUACAACUGUCACACUGAUUCUGUAGUGGCUAAAUUGUCCAAUAUAAUUGUCCCAAUAAAAUGUCCAUUCUAAUCCUUUAGCCACGAUGGAGAGUGGUGAAAUGUUAGUCCUGACGCAUACAAAUCCAAUGCCCAGAGUUUGAUUCAAGAUGAAAAAUAAUGAUACAUUUAUUUGUCGUUCUUCUAGAUACAAAAAUUUUAAGAAUUCUACCAAAACGAAUUCUGAUCAUUAAAACCAAAGAAACAAACAACAUGGUAAACAUGAUCUGGUACGGUCAAAAGACUGUGUGCUGCCAUUCCAGUAACUCCCAGUAGGCCUUGGAGCAUGUUUGCCUUUUAACUGUUCUCCAUUGCCCUGUAGAGGGGGUACACACACUUGACAGGGGAUUAAUGGCAAACACACAUACAACAGAAAUGCAUUAUGAAUUGGAAACAUAUAAAUAUACAAUAUGACCUAUUUAGCUCCUACACACCGGCCCCAAUUGUAUUUGGUGUGAAAUCAAAAACAACUAUUUACUUAACUUGAAGGAGCCUUGUUCUUCGACUGCACCUUCUUGCAUUUGGCAGAUUUUUAUUUAUUUAUUUUUUAUUUCACCUUUAUUUAACCAGCUAAGCCAGUUGAGAACAAGUUCUCAUUUACAACUGCGACCUGGCCAAGAUAAAGCAAAGCAGUGCGAUAAAAACAACAACAACACAGAGUUACAUAUGGAAUAAACAAAACAUACAGUCAAUAACACAAUAGAAAAUCUAUAUACAGUGUGUGCAAAUGUAGUAAGUUAUGGAGGUAAAGCAAUAAAUAGGCCAAGGUGCAAAAUAAUUACAAUUUCAUAUUAACACUGGAGUGAUAGAUGUGCAGAAGAUGAUGUGCAAAUAUAGAUACUGAGACCUUGGAUAUUGGUCUUUCUAUAAUGUUGGUUAUUGUCUUCAGGUGUACUGUACAUACUAACCCCUUGGAAUCUGGCUUGGUCUCAAGAACCUUUCCAAGUAGCCAUUCAUUAAUCAUGUUCUGACCCAAUACCUUUAUUAUUGGCAUCAUUGGUGUAUCUGGUUGGCCACACACUGGCCUUUGCUGGUUAAAAUGUAAUACAUGAUGAGACAAUACAUGGUUGGAGAACAACACUGGCAGUGUCUGGAACUUAUCAUUCCUGUACUGUACAUGUCUUGACUUCUGCCUUUAUAUUUUCAGACGGAAGAGAAAACACACUGCGAGCACAACCAGCGAAUACCUGAAUUUCAUGAGGGACACAGAGGGCUUAUACCUGGAGACACUUGGUGCUCAGCGUCAGCAGCAGGAUCACCACUUCAAUCAGCUGUGA